AUGUCCGAAUUGUUGUGGGCCGAGGAGCAGAGGACGGCGGAAACGGCGAUAACCGUUGAUCGUGCGAGCUACUCUAUGAAAACUCCACAAAACAAUAUUAACAGUCGAUCAGCACCUCGUGACUACGAUCGUCCAUUUCGCGUCUUCAAUGAUCCUUAUUUGACGCGGCAGUUUACGACUUUGUCUAUAAAUCCACUCGAUUCGAAUUUGGGAAUUAUGAGCACUGAUAAUUUUCAACGACGUGAUAUAUUCGAGAUCGGAGUUAGGGAUCCGAGCGAUAUAAUUUUAUCUGAUCGUCUAUCAGAUGGAACAGAUUAUGUUCCAUCCUUCAGUUAUGGAAAUAAUAGAAAUGAUAAUAGUGGUUCAAGUCAAAGUUUUAAUUAUUUGGCCAGUGCAACCCACAUCAUGAACAGACCUUUUACUAGACCUUUCAAUCCGAAUGCAACGCCUUUCAUGCCUUCAAGUCAAUUGAAAUUUAUUUCUAACAACGAUGAUUCCGCUCAAAAUUUGCGAGAUCGCUUAAAAAAACAACUUGAGGAUGAACAGUAUGAAUGUAUGAUUUGUUGUCAAACAAUUAAAGCGAAUCAGUGGAUCUGGACUUGUCAAAAAUGUUUUCAUAUGUUCCAUUUUAAUCAGCUGCAGAAUAAAGGUUGUAUUAAUCAGUGGGCUACGAAAAGCUUCGAAUGUGAUACUGGCUGGCGCUGUCCAGGAUGUCAAAAUAUAUCAUUUGGACUUCCAAAAUGUUAUAGAUGUUUUUGUGGUAAGAAGCGUAAUCCACCUACACAAUGUUUUCCCGAAAUGCCACAUUCAUGUAAUUCUAUUUGUGGAAAAAGUAGAACAGUUGGUUGCCCUCAUCCAUGCUCUGAAAUAUGUCACCCGGGUCCAUGUCCUGAGUGUCCAAUUAUGUCUAUGCGCAGUUGCAAUUGUGGCGCUGAAACUAAAGCAUUACGUUGUGGAAUUCUGUCUGAAUUUAAGUGUUCAAAGAUUUGUUCGAAAAUGUUAAACUGCGGAUUACAUAGUUGCAAAUCUAUUUGUCAUCCUGGUGAUUGCCGUACAUGCGAACAUAUAAUUGUACAAUUUUGUCAUUGUGGAUCAGAAAAAAGGUCAGUUUCAUGUGGGCAUUCAGAUAAGGCGAUAAGUUCAUAUAGUUGUGGCUCUGCUUGCAAAGGAUUUUAUGACUGUGGUAUCCAUCGAUGUGAACAAAAGUGUCACGCUAAAAGUUCGAAUGAAAGUUGUGGCUCUUGCAUUUUAUCUGUUGAAAAAAUAAAGUAUUGUCCUUGUGGUCGUACAUUGAUUUCUUCGUUAACUACGAAUAUGCGUGAGAAAUGCACUGAUGCAAUACCUACUUGCGGUCAAAUAUGCGAUAAAUUAUUAAACUGUGGGCCUAAAGAAAGACAACAUCGCUGUAAAGAACUGUGCCAUAUGGGUUCAUGCCCGCCUUGCCAAAAUACAACGUUCAUGGAAUGUAGAUGUAAAGCGAUCAAGAAAGCAAUCCCCUGCAAAGAAGUGAUUCUUUAUUCAGGUGCAGCUACUGUUUCAAAUAUUACUAUGUAUAAAUUUUUUUCUGCACACGUUAAAGUGACGUUUAUAGAAUCCAACCCAUUUUUGUGCGAGCGAUAUUGCAAGAAAACGAAAUCGUGUUGGAAUCAUAGAUGCCAAGAAGUCUGUUGCAUCGAUAAAGAACAUUUAUGCCUGCAGAUGUGCAAUAAAUUACUUAGUUGUGGUAAUCACAACUGUGAUCGUCUUUGCCAUCGUGGAAAAUGUCCAGUUUGUUUGGUAGCGAGUUUCGAAGAACAAUACUGUUUGUGUGGAGCCACUUUUCGUGAGCCACCUGUUCCUUGUGGAGCUCCUCUUCCUUCUUGCGAUCAGCUUUGUUCACGUGAACACGCUUGUGAGCAUUCUCCAACCCAUAAGUGCCACAGUGAUCCUGAAUGUCCACCAUGUACAGUCUUAACACAAAAGCCGUGUUAUGGAAAUCAUGAGGUGCGUUCAAAUAUCCCGUGCUAUCUAAAUGAUGUUUCGUGUGGAAAGCCAUGUGGUCUUGAUGUGUCUUGUGGUAUUCACAGAUGUCCGCGUAUUUGUCAUCCUGGCUCUUGUUUAACGGGUAAUGAUGUUUGCAAGCAACCAUGUCCAAUACGUCGUAUUGGUGGGGAAAGUUGUGACCAUCCUUGCGCAUUGCCGUGUCAUGGAUCAACUCCUUGCCCGCCAAGUAUUUGUUUGGAGCUCAUUCGCGUAACUUGUUUAUGUCUACGAAAGUCAAGCGAAAUGCGAUGUGUUGAUGUUGAAAAGGUUUAUCGAAAAAUGCUUGCACUUAAAAUUGCCCAAAGUGAAGGUCAGCAACAAACAGAAAUAAAAAUUCUAAAACGAUCAUUAAGUGCAGAUAAAUACAAAUGCCUUCCAUGCGAUGCAGAUUGUCAGCGUAUCUUGCGCAAUAAGCGCAUUGCAAAUGCACUUAAUAUUGCUAUAGAAACUAACUCAACUGAUAUCGCACCGCCGAUAUACACUGAUUUUCUUAUAAGACAAUUAACUUUAGCUCACAAACAUGUUCUUCAAAUAGAAAAUGCCCUGAUAAGUCUGGUGAAUGAAGUUGAUUUGGAGCAAUCAUCAACUGUUCGUACGCACACUUUUCAUCCAAUGGUCUCAGAAUUGCGUCGCAUCAUACAUGAAUAUGCUAAGUAUUUUCGUAUUAAAACAGUUAGUCAUGAUGCUGAACCGCAAAGGAACGUAGUUGCAAUUGCUAAGAGGUUAAUUUAUCAGAAAUAUAUUUUAUUUAACACUUAUUUUACUUAUUGA
Dracunculus medinensis (Guinea worm) is the source of this 2793-nucleotide messenger RNA. The record is from the annotation of a GenBank genome assembly. NCBI's taxonomy places the organism in Eukaryota, Metazoa, Nematoda, Chromadorea, Rhabditida, Dracunculidae.